Messenger RNA from Caenorhabditis briggsae, 915 nucleotides. Bases 1 to 915 code for a protein of 304 amino acids. Lineage: Eukaryota; Metazoa; Nematoda; Chromadorea; Rhabditida; Rhabditidae. The record is from RefSeq and is a predicted model, not a curated record. The transcript has 4 exons.
AUGGAAUCUGAGGAUCACGAAUACUUUUGCUCAAAGACCGCCCGCCCAAGCCAAUCACAAAACCAUGACAGGAACCGCAAUGCAGAUCAUCAGUUGGCUCAUUUGAAGGAUAAGUCAGGAAUCAUGAAGACUUAUCAUGUAUGGACUGGAGAGAAUCAAUUCACUAACAGAUACUGGGAAAAGUAUGACAGAACUGUGAUGAGCAGUGACUUGAACCCAUUUGUGGUGUACUCAAUGAACAAGAGAAAGAAUUGGACUAUUGAAGAAUUAGAUUCAAUUGAAUUACUGGGACAGAUGCAGAACUUACACAAGGGAGAAGACGUUAUGUUGUUGGAAAGAGUUGCCAUGAGAAUGGUUGAUUGGCCAAAGAGGUUUAACUAUGAUUUUUACUGGGAUGACUACAAGAUACAAGUUAUGCAUGAGUUAGACUCAUAUGUUUCGGGAAGACCAGCCUAUAAGAAGACCACUGUAAAUUCUGGAAAAGGGCACCAUCCACACAGCUUCUUAGCUCAGAACAGGGCUUCGAAUAAGGAGGAAUCGGAAAGAAUCAAGAAUGAGAAGAUUGCUAAUCUUGAGAAGGAAAAGAGAACUGUAGUUGCUUAUCAUUUGAUCAAGUCUCCAGACAACUACAUGGACAUCUUCAGGAAGGAAUUCGGAAGAGACAAUUGUCAUUCUUCCAGAUGGGCUCCACCAACCUAUUGGGAAAGGAAGAGAAAGCAGGAUAUGAAUGCUUUGGAUAUUAGAUACAAGGAUUUAUCAGAAGAUGAAGUUGAAGGAAUUGAUGUUGUGGAGGAUAGAGAGAUUGAAAAGGAGAAGAAGUUUUACAAUUUGGAAGAUUAUGUGGUGGAUAAUUUUGUCCAUGUAAAGAGGAAGAAGAACAAGAAGAAGAAGAAGAAGAGUACGAAUAAUAUCUAG